Messenger RNA from Recurvomyces mirabilis, 912 nucleotides. RefSeq lists its product as uncharacterized. Lineage: Eukaryota; Fungi; Ascomycota; Dothideomycetes; Mycosphaerellales; Teratosphaeriaceae. The coding region runs from base 1 to 912 and encodes 303 amino acids. The transcript has a single exon. The record is from RefSeq and is a predicted model, not a curated record.
AUGGACAGCUUCGGAAGUACCAAUACUAAUGACAACUACUGGAAAGCUAGAGGAGGUCGGGAGGACAAGACACGUAUGGUAGCCCGACUUCGUGGGGCAGGCUAUGGGGUCAGCAAGCAUGCCAGUAGCGACGCUCUUUACAAUAUGACAUUGCGGAUCGAUACGCAUCAGAUUUGCUAUGAGCAGUGCAGCUCUGCUGAGCUCCUCAAGUUCAAGAAAGACCAUAACGUCUCAAUGACAUAUUCCGACAUGCAGCUGAAGGAUCCCAGAGCUAUGCGGAUGGCUCUCGAAACUGUUCUGUAUGCAGUCGACCGGGAGAUCAAGUUCGAGCGCUUCCGAGGACUGCCAGCAGAGCAGAGAAACAGUAUCUAUGAGUCUGCUAUGGCGCACUUUGCUGACCAACUCAUCACGCCAUCAGUGCCACCGCUAGCUCGAGUAUGCAAGCAGUUGCGCUCAGAAGUGCUCCCUCUGUUCUACGCUGGUCACUCCUUCUUGAUGGAGUACCAAUUCAGUCGUACGACUGGGGAAUACAGAGGCUCCGGCAACCUCUCCAGCUUUCUGAUGGCCCUGGCUAACAAUGAUGGUCUCCGCCAUAUCCGACGCCUGACUGUGAAGGUCAUUGCUUGGCAAGGAGUUCUUCAUGGCCCACGUCGCCAUUUCUCGUCCCAGUUUGAUGUUGCGCUUUGCGGUGCAGAAGGGGAGAGAUCUUCGUGCGAACUCGAUCACGGCCAACGAAGGGGUCUUGCACUGUCGGCUGCAAUGGCGAGGAAGCUGCAGUAUCUGCUGGAUCAGAUCGAUCAUCGGGAUGAUGGGAGUGCGCUCACGAUGCUCGAUCUCCGGGCAUUCCGACAGGUGGGCGAGGAGGAAAUUCUGAUUCAGUCGACCCACGACAUGUAUUUUGUUUUGACUUGA